Molecule: messenger RNA, 1721 nt
Organism: Capsicum annuum
Lineage: Eukaryota; Viridiplantae; Streptophyta; Magnoliopsida; Solanales; Solanaceae
Product: F-box protein SKIP23
Exons: 2
Coding region: 152-1405 (417 amino acids)
Molecular function (GO): protein binding
Source: RefSeq, a predicted model, not a curated record
UUAUUGUUUAUAACAAAUUCUCAUUAAUAAGUUGACAUUUUGAUAAGAAAUAUUUAUAUUCGCUUAGCUAAUUUUGUCGAUUUCCCUUUUCUUUCCAAAGCUUCAUAUCAAGGCACAUGCUAUUGUAUUCCAAUAAGUAUUAUCUAAAACCAUGUCGGUUGACCAUGACUGGUCAGAACUUCCACCGGAGCUCCACCAUGGCUUGUCGGAACUCUCACCAGAGCUCCACCGUGAUUGGUCGGAGCUUCCACCGGAGCUUCUCCACACAAUCGCAAAUUACCUAAUUAACCUUACCGAUUACCUCCAUUUCCGAGCAGUUUGCUCCACUUGGCGAUCCUCAACUCCGGCGACUCCAAUAAACCUCCCUUGUCAGCUCCCAUGGUUAAUGCUCCCAAAAAACCGGUCGAACCGGCGUGGUUUUAUCAACUUCGUUGACAACAAGCUCCACUUCCUCAACCUCCCCGAAGCUUCAAACCGGCGCCGACGUUGCGGUUCUUCUCACGGCUGGCUCAUCAUCGUCGAUGAAUCAUCGCCGUUGAUUUUAAUGAUCAAUCCAAUCACAAAAGUGACGUUCAAUCUUCCGCCGGUUACGCAGUUUCCGAAUGUAUUGAAUUUUGAUUUUUACAGCGUCGGGAGAGAAUAUACAGUGCGAUCAUCCGACGGAGAGGUGUAUACUCGUAACUUGAAGGAAAUGUGUGAUUUGUUUAUUAGAAAAGUUGUGAUUUCUAGUAGUCCUUCGCGUGAUCCGAAUUUUAUUGUUAUGGCAAUACUUAAUGAAACAGGUGAGCUUGCUUACUGCAAAAAUGGGGAAAAUUUAUGGAACUUUAUUGACGAAGCGCGGUUUUAUGCAGAGGAUGUUAUAUAUUUUGAAGGAUUGUUUUAUGCUGUUCAUAAAUCUGGUGAAAUUGCUGUUUGUGAUGUUACUGGUAAUUCGCCUAGUGUUUCGUUUAUUGAAACUCCGAGGCAAAUUGGAGGUGAUAUGCAGUAUUUGGUUAGAACAAAUGAUGAGUUUUUACUCGUGACGAGAUAUUUGGAGCUUGAUAUUGAUGCUGCGUAUCAUCAGCUUGAUGUUGUGUAUAAGACAGUUGAAUUUUGUGUGUUUAGGUUGGUCUUAGAAGGGCCUAGAUGGGAGAAGAUUAGUUGUUUGGGUGAUAAGAUGUUGUUUUUAGGAGAAAAUUCGUCGUUGGCAUUGUUGGCGUCUGAUUUUCCUGGAUGUGUCGGAAACAGGAUUUACUUUACUGAUGAUUAUUGUGAGGCUAAUUAUGAUGGUGUCAAUGGGAAUCAUGAUUUAGGUUAUUACAAGUUAGAGGAUGGUAGUAUUGAAGCGUUGUCCUGCUAUCCCCGCAAUUCACAUUCUAUGCUUCGUUGGCCUCCUCCAAUUUGGUUCACUCCAAAUCCAUGUUGAUAAUUGUAUAAUACCUUUUGAAUCGUGCUGUUAUCUCGUUGCGGUGGACUUUGGUGAAUUCCUCCAUUGAGGUGGUUUGUGAAUAUGUUAUUCCGGCCAUAGUUCAAUUUGAUGCAUGGAAUUACUUUGUAUAUGAAUUGCAAACAAUCAAUAGUGGUGUGCUGUAAGUAAACCUGUAUCUACAUUUUCUUGAUGCAGUCUGUGUGAUCGCAACAUUCCCUGUAAUCAAAUGUUCAUGUGCUGUAAAUAAACUGUACCAGCAUAUUUAUGUAUGCCUGCAACAUUUCCAUGUAAUGAUCUUUCUGCUUCUGUCUUA